Molecule: messenger RNA, 4521 nt
Organism: Orycteropus afer afer
Lineage: Eukaryota; Metazoa; Chordata; Mammalia; Tubulidentata; Orycteropodidae
Gene: TRPM2
Product: transient receptor potential cation channel subfamily M member 2
Exons: 32
Coding region: 1-4521 (1506 amino acids)
Biological process (GO): calcium ion transmembrane transport
Cellular component (GO): membrane
Molecular function (GO): ligand-gated calcium channel activity
Source: RefSeq, a predicted model, not a curated record
AUGGAGCCCUCGAGCCCAAGGAAACCGGGCUCUGUGCAGGAGGAGGGCUUUGGGUUGCAGUCCAGGAGGACCGCCGACUUGGGGCUGGUCCCCAGUGUCCAGAAUGGCAGCAGCAGCCUAUUCAAAAGAAGGAGGCCGCAGUCCACCUUUGGCAAUGAUGAAAAGCAAGAAAAUCUCAGUUCAUGGAUUCCUGAAAACAUCAAGAAGAAAGAAUGUGUGUAUUUUGUUGAAAGCCCCAAAAUGUCAGAUGCCGGGAAGGUGGUAUGUGAGUGUGGUUACACACGUGAGCAGCACUUGGAGGAGGCCACCAAGUCCCACAUGUUCCAGGGCAAGGAGUGGGACCCCAAAAAGCAUGUCCAGGAGAUGCCCACGGAUGCCUUUGGUGACAUCAUCUUCAGAGGCUUAGGCCAGAAGGUGGGAAAGUAUAUCCGAGUCUCCCAGGACACACCUUCCGAUGUCAUCUAUCAUCUCAUGACCCAGCACUGGGGCCUGGACAUUCCCAGCCUCUUAAUCUCUGUGACGGGUGGGGCCAAGAACUUCAAAAUGAAGCUGAGGCUAAAGAGCAUCUUCCGAAGAGGCCUGGUCAAGGUGGCCCAGACCACAGGGGCCUGGAUCAUCACUGGAGGCUCCCAUACUGGAGUGAUGAAGCAGGUAGGUGAGGCAGUGAGGGACUUCAGCCUGAGUAGCAGCUGCAAGGAAGGUGACAUAACCACCAUUGGAGUUGCCACAUGGGGUACCAUUCAUAACCGGGAGAGUCUGGUCCAACCCACGGGUGGCUUUCCUGCUGAGUAUGUCCUAGAUGAGGAAGGCCAGGGGAACCUCACCUGUCUGGAUAGCAACCAUUCCCACUUCAUUCUGGUGGACGAUGGGACCCAUGGCCGGUAUGGGGUGGAGAUUUCCCUGAGGACCAAGCUGGAGAAAUUCAUAUCGGAGCAGACAAAGGAAAGGGGAGGGGUGGCCAUCAAGAUCCCCAUCGUCUGUGUGGUGCUGGAGGGUGGCCCUGGCACACUGAAUACCAUCUACAACGCCAUCACCAAUAACACCCCCUGCGUGAUCGUGGAGGGCUCGGGCCGUGUGGCUGACGUCAUUGCCCAGGUGGCCAACCUGCGCAUUUCUGAGAUCACCAUUUCCUUGAUCCAAAAGAAACUGAGCAUGUUCUUCCAGGAAACAGAGACCUUCACAGAAAGCAGAAUCGUGGAAUGGACCAAAAAGAUCCAAGACAUUGUCCGGAGCAGGCAGCUGCUGACCAUCUUCCGGGAGGGCAAGGACGGCCAGCAGGAUGUGGACGUGGCCAUUCUGCAGGCUCUACUGAAGGCCUCUCGAGCCCAUGACCACUUUGGCCAUGAGAACUGGGAUCACCAGCUGAAGCUGGCCGUGGCAUGGAACCGUGUGGACAUUGCACGGAGUGAGAUCUUCACUGAUGAGCAACAGUGGAAGCCUUCAGAUCUGUACCCCAUGAUGACGGCCGCCCUCAUCUCCAACAAGCCCGACUUUGUGAAGCUGUUCCUGGAGAACGGGGUGCAGCUAAAGGAGUUUGUCACCUGGGACACCCUGCUCUGCCUUUACAAGAACCUGGCACCCUCCUGCCUGUUCCACUACAAACUCCAGAAGAUGCUGGCUGAGGAGCCUGAGUACCUGGCUUAUGGUACUACCAUGCCCCGCCUGCAGAUGCACCACGUGGCGCAGGUGCUGCGAGAGCUGCUGGGAGAUUUCACGCAGCUGCUCUACCCCCGGCCCCGGCAUAGGCGGCCACUCACCAACCUCAAAGUGCCUCUGAUGUCUGCACUUUACCAGGUACAGGGAGUGAGUCUCUGGUCCAUCUACAAGAAAUCAUCAGGGCAUGUCACCUUCACCAUGGAUCCUGUCCGUGACCUGCUCAUUUGGGCUGUCAUCCAGAACCGCCAGAAGUUGGCAGAAAUCAUCUGGGCUCAGAGCCAGGACUGCAUAGCAGCAGCAUUGGCCUGCAGCAAGCUCCUGAAGGAAAUGUCCAAGGAGGAGGAAGACACAGACUGCUCGGAGGAGAUGCUGGCACUGGCAGAUGAGUAUGAGCUCAGAGCCAUUGGGGUCUUCACUGAGUGCUACCGGAAGGAUGAAGAGAGGGCUCAGAAGUUGCUCAUCCGUGUGUCUGAGGCCUGGGGGAAGACCACCUGCCUACAGCUUGCCCUUGAAGCCAAGGACAUGAAGUUUGUGUCUCACGGAGGUGUCCAGGCCUUCCUGACCAAGGUGUGGUGGGGCCAGCUCUCUGUGGACAACGGGCUGUGGCGGGUGAUGCUGUGCAUGUUAGCCUUCCCCCUGCUCUUCACCGGCCUCGUUUCUUUCAGGAAGAAGAGGCUGCAGUCUGAGAAUGGCCUGGCUCGUGUCUGUGCCUUCUUCAAUGCGCCUGUGGUCAUUUUCCACCUCAACAUCCUCUCCUACUUUGCCUUCCUCUGGCUCUUUGCCUAUGUGCUGAUGGUGGACUUCCAGGCCUCUCCCUCCUGGCUUGAGUAUGUCAUCUACUGCUGGCUCUUCUCACUGGUGUGCGAGGAAAUGCGGCAGCUCUUCUAUGACCCUGAUGGAUAUGGGGUACUGAAGAUGGCCUCCUUAUACUUCGGUGACUUUUGGAAUAAGCUGGAUAUUGGAGCCAUCCUGCUCUUCAUAGCAGGGCUGACCUGCAGGCUCUUUCCAGCAACGCUGUACACCGGGCGGGUUAUCCUCUCUUUGGACUUCAUCAUGUUUUGCCUCCGGCUGAUGCACAUCUUUACUGUCAGUAAGACGCUCGGGCCCAAGAUAAUCAUCGUGAAGCGGAUGAUGAAGGACGUCUUCUUCUUCCUCUUCCUAUUGGCGGUGUGGGUUGUGUCCUUUGGGGUGGCCAAGCAGGCCAUUCUCAUCCACAAUGAGAACCGGGUGGAUUGGAUCUUCCGAGGGGUCAUCUAUCAGUCGUACCUCACCAUCUUUGGGCAGAUCCCAGCCUACAUUGACGGAGUGAACUUCAAUCUCGAGCAGUGCAGCCCUAAUGGCACAGAUCCCUACAAGCCCAAGUGCCCAGAGAGUGAUAUUACCCGUCACAAACCUGCCUUCCCCGAGUGGCUGACUGUUAUAUUGCUCUGCCUCUACCUACUGUUCACCAACAUCCUGCUGCUCAACCUCCUCAUUGCCAUGUUCAACUACACAUUUCAGCAGGUCCAGGAGCACACAGACCAGAUCUGGAAGUUCCAGCGUCAUGACCUGAUUGAGGAGUAUUACAGCCGGCCCCCAGCCCCGCCACCCCUUAUCCUCCUCAGCCAUCUGCAGCUCCUAAUCAAGCAGGUCAUCCUCAAGAUCCGGCCCAAGAGGCACAAACAGCUCAAAAAAAAACUUGAGAAGAAUGAGGAGGCAGCUCUCCUGUCCUGGGAGAUCUACCUGAAAGAGAACUACCUGCAUAACCAGCAGUACCAGCUGAAGCAGAGACCUGAGCAGAGGAUCCAAGACAUUGGCAAUAAGGUUGAUGCCAUGGUGGAGCUGCUGGAUGUGGACCAAAUGAAGAGGUCGGGCUCCAUGGAACAGAGGCUGGCCUCUCUGGAGGAGCAGAUGGCUCAGACAGCUAGAGCACUGCACUGGAUCAUGAGGGCCCUGAGGGAUGGUGGCUUUGGCUCAGAAGUGGACAUCCCAACUCUAGCACCGUCCUCGGCACCCCAGAAGGCCCCUGAGGAGCAGGACCACAUGCCAGGUGGCAAGCAGAAGGUGGAUGAUGGCAAUGACCUCUACCAUGUGAAUGCCCGCCAUCUCCUCUACCCCAGCUGCCAAGUAACACGCUUCCCUGUGCCUGAUGAGAAGGUACCCUGGGAGAUGGAGUUUGUGAUCUAUGACCCCCCUUUCUACACAGCCGAGAGGAAGGACAAGGCAGUCAUGGACCCAGUGGGAAGCUCCCUGGAGAUGCUGUCCAAGAUCAGUUACAACACCAUGGAUGGGCUGGUGGACCGCCGGAGCUUUCAUGGCCCCUAUGCAGUCUGCGAUGGCCUCCCCCUGAAUCCCAUGGGCCGCACGGGGCUGCGUGGGCGUGGGAGACUUAGCUACUUCGGACCCAACCAUGCACUGCAUCCAGUCGUCACACGGUGGCGACGGAACCAGGAUGGGACCAUCUAUAGGAAGAGCAUCAAGAAGAUGCUGGAGGUGCUUGUGGUGAAGCACUUGGGGUCAGAGCACUGGGCACUGCCAGGGGGCUCCCAGGAACCAGGGGAGAUGCUGCCCCGGAAGAUGAAGCAGAUCCUGCGGCGGGAGUUCUGGCCAUCUUUUGAAAGCCUGUUGAAGCAAGGGGCAGAGGUGUACAAAGGUUAUGUGGAUGAUGCAAGGAACACGGACAAUGCGUGGAUUGAGACAGUGGCUGUCAGUGUCCACUUCCAGGACCAGAGCGAUGUGGAACUAAAGAGGCUAAACUCUCACCUGUACACCUACAACCCUGAGGUGUCCUUCCGCUGGCAAGUGGUGGACAGAUGCAUCCCACUGUACGCCAACCACAAGACCAUCCUCCAGAAGGUGGCUGCUCUGUUUGGAGCCUUCUACUGA